This is a messenger RNA of Teleopsis dalmanni, 1533 nucleotides long. Its product is annotated as ras-related protein RHN1-like. Lineage: Eukaryota; Metazoa; Arthropoda; Insecta; Diptera; Diopsidae. The record is from RefSeq and is a predicted model, not a curated record. Bases 455 to 1234 code for a protein of 259 amino acids. Gene Ontology annotation, molecular function: GTP binding; GTPase activity. The transcript is spliced from 3 exons.
UCAUAUGUAAAAUGAACAUAGCUACUGAGUAGAAAAAUUCAACAAUGCAAACGCAGCUGAUUUCUGAAUUGACCACACCAACAAAAUUACCAUAAACAGUGCAUAAUAAUAUAAAUUUUUCAUAACAACGUAAAUUAUGAAACGAAGAAGGUCGAAAAGUUAUAAAAUUUAAAAAGUGUGUAAAUGUUAAUGUAAUUUAUGAAAUAACAAAAAAAGCAAUGACUAUUUGAAUACACAUUUGUGUAAAUUGAAGAAUUUUGUUUUGAAUGUACGAAAUAUUGACGAGUUUCAACGGAGAAAUUGAAGAAGAAAUUAUAAGAUAUAAAAUAAAGUUGUCAACAAAAAAAAGGAGACUUUCUGUUAAUGACGUCACAUUAACUCUAUUAUGAUAUUUGGAAUCAUUUUAGCAGAUAUAUAUAAGGAAAUAAAGAAACGAUAAUAAAUAGUUUACAAGAUGAUGCAAGGAAUUGAGGGCAAGGUUGUUGUUUUGGGCUCGAGAGGUGUUGGUAAAACCCAUCUGGUGACGAAGUAUCUAAAAAGACAACUUUUGAAAGACAUAGGCCCAACUAUAUCUGCCACAUUUUUUACAUGCAAAGUAGUAAUGGAUAAUGUGAAAGUGAAGCUCCAAAUAUGGGAUACCGCUGGACAGGAACGAUUCAAAGCUGUUGCACCGAUGUAUUAUCGCAAUGCCAAUGCAGCUAUUCUAGUCUUUGACUUGACACAGUAUAAAAGUUUUACCGAAAUCAAAAUUUGGAUACAAGAACUACAUCGGAACGUACAAGAUCCUAUAAUAUUAGCAUUGGUUGGUAAUAAAUUGGAUUUGCAUGCACAGCGUACUGUGUCGCGUGAUGAAGCUUAUCUGUUUGCCUCAUCGAUUGGCGCAAGUUAUUUUGAAACAUCAGCUGAAGUUGAUCAAGGUCUGGAACAAGUUUUUCAAACGAUAGCCUUAGGAUUUGUACGACUAAUGAAAGAGGGUAAAAGUCGGUCUUUACGUCAAUUCGAUUCAUGCGACUCCAUCACAGCAUACACGAAUAACAAUACUGCCUUCAGUUAUAGUUCAGCGGCUAUGACUAACGGCAAUGGCAGUUUUCAAUUAUCUGCUAUACCAGUGGGCAUACCAGUUGAGGGUGAAAAUGUUAAGAUUAGUGGUGUUGGAAGACAAGAAACUCCUUCUUGGAGUAUUGAACAUAUAGCGUUAGGUGAGGUGGAACCCACGGGUAGUUGCUGUUAUUAGGCUAGAAACAAAAAUAAUUUAAAUUAGCACGCUAACUAUUAGAAAAUGUGAUUUUUGUUUCGUAUUAAAACACGAAUUUAUAUUUUUUACUCUAGCUUUUAGCUUAUCGAAAAAUGUAAAGCAAUCUUAAAUUUAAGUUUAUAUUUUAAAGUAGGUGACAUGGAGGAUAUGUUUAGUGAGAUGAACUUUAAAUAUAAUUUUAAAGCGAAUAUUGACAUUACCAUGAUUGUAAUAGUUAUAACUUCUGAAUAUUGUAAUGUAUAUAAAAGAUAUUUAUUAAUUUUUUAUAUUAUAUUUUC